CGUGGCGGGAAAGGCGGCUUUUGAAGGCCCUGAGUGCUGUCUGCCUUGGCUGCCCGUGGCAAUGGAGUCGCAGCCCGAGAAGCGGGCGGCCGCCGAGCCCGCCGACUCGGGAGGGGAAGGCGGCGCGGGCGGGCUGCCGCAGGUCGCCGGUGGCCGCGCGACGCGCAGCGAGGACCGCGUGACGCUGCUGCUCAGGCUUCGAGCACAGAUAAAACAACAACUCGUGGAAUAUAAAUCGAUGGUUGAUGCAAAUGAAGAAAAAACUCCAGAACAAAUCGUGCAAGAAAACCAAAUUGAGGAUAAAAUUGAAGAACUGGAGAAUGAAAUUGAAGAGGUAAAAAUUGCUUAUGAAAUGAAAAGUAUUGCAUUAAACAGGAUACAACGUUCAACUGCACUUCAAAAUAACCUGGAAAAUAUCGAUGCCAAGAAUAGUGAAUUCAUGGAUAAUAUGAAACAAAUAUUAAAGCUAAAUAAACUAAUAAUAAGAUCACAGAAGGAAUCUCGAAGUUUACAGAGAAAACGGCUUGAGAUCAGAAAGAAGAGAUUGGAUUUAAAAAAAGCUUCAGAAAGUAAGCUUUUAGAAAUACAGACUGAAAAGAACAAACAGAAAGAAGAUUUGGACAGUAUGGAAAAUUCAGACAAGAUAAAGACCAUACAACAAAACCUACAGAUGGAGAUAAACAUAACUACAGUCAUUCAACAUGUGUUCCAGAACCUCAUUUUGGGGAGUAAAGCUAAUUGGGCAGAGGAUUCUGCUUUGAAGGAAAUUGUUCUUCAACUUGAGAAGAAUCUCACCAGGAUCUAAUGAGAAUUCUCGUGUGGCAUUUUUGGUUUUGUCUUUGAUGUGUCAUUUAAAUACCAGAUUUCAAGAAAACUCUGUUUUGGGAACUAUUCUAAUACUCAAUUUUUUUUUAGCUUGAGUCAAUAAUAUGAAAACUGUGUUUUAAAUAUGCUAAUUAAAGUUACUGGUACACUACUAAAAAACCCUGAAAUCCUAUCCUUGAAAGGAAGAUGUUUGGUCCAGCUUUGCAAUGAAUAUGUACAUUUUUCUAUAACAUUCCUGGCCAGUCCUAAUUCUUACUAUGAAUACAUUUGUGCAUUUGACACACCAAAAUAUUAGAAAAGUAUAUCCAAUGUGUUAGCAGUUUGUAGUAAUUUUUUAUAGUAGAAUUGUAAGUGACUCUUUCUGUACU
Lepus europaeus (European hare) is the source of this 1193-nucleotide messenger RNA. It is a transcript of the gene CENPH, whose product is annotated as centromere protein H. Gene Ontology annotation, molecular function: kinetochore binding. The record is from RefSeq and is a predicted model, not a curated record. The coding region runs from base 62 to 805 and encodes 247 amino acids. Gene Ontology annotation, cellular component: nucleus; kinetochore. Lineage: Eukaryota; Metazoa; Chordata; Mammalia; Lagomorpha; Leporidae. The transcript has 9 exons. Gene Ontology annotation, biological process: kinetochore assembly; mitotic spindle organization; chromosome segregation.